Messenger RNA from Castor canadensis (American beaver), 1327 nucleotides. RefSeq names its product SAC3 domain containing 1 (gene Sac3d1). Gene Ontology annotation, biological process: centrosome duplication; spindle assembly. NCBI's taxonomy places the organism in Eukaryota, Metazoa, Chordata, Mammalia, Rodentia, Castoridae. The record is from RefSeq and is a predicted model, not a curated record. Gene Ontology annotation, cellular component: centrosome; nucleus; spindle.
CCGGCUCAACGGGACGCGGUGAGAAAGCGGCGGCUGCCGGACGGGCGGCGGGAACACUGGAGACCGGGCGAGGAGGUGGGCCCAGCCCAGCUUGGCCCCGCCCUGUCUCUCCCUAGUCUCCGCCGGCUUCGGUGUGACUUCCCGCAAAAUGCAACCGCGGGCCGCAGGCGUCCCAGCGAUGCUGAACGCCCACCCUUUCCCCGUAGCCCACACAUGUCCGGCUAUGAGCUGCCCGUGGGCAUGUGCCCUGAUAUGUGCCCGGCCGCCGAGCGCGCCCAGCGUGAAAGGGAACGCCGCCUGCACCGCUUCGAGGUGGCACCGGGGUGCCGCUGGGACCCGCCCCGCGCCGAUCCUCAGCGUGCAGUGAAGGAGUACUGCCGACCGGCUGCUGGCAAGUCCCGGCCUCCGCCGAGCCAGCUGCGUCCGCCCUCGGUGCUGCUGUCCACCGUGCGCUACCUGGCGGGCGAGGUGGCCGACAGUGCUGACGCAUCCCGCGCGGAGGUGGCCGGCUUCGUGGCUGAUCGCUUGCGCGCUGUGCGUUUGGAUCUGGCCCUGCAGAGCGCGGGUGACGCCCAGGCGGCGGUGGUGCUGGAGGCCGCGCUGGCCACGCUGCUGGCCGUGGUAGCGCGGCUGGGGCCGGAAGAGGCGUGCGGGCCCGCGGACCCGGUGCUGUUGCAGACCCAGGUGCAGGAGGGCUUCGGCUCCCUCCGGCGUUGCUACGCGCGGAGCGCAGGGCCGCACCCUCGCCAGGCUACCUUCCAGGGCCUCUUUCUGCUCUAUAACCUGGGCUCCGUGGAGGCUCUGCACGAGGUUCUGCAGUUGCCCGCCGCCCUGCGCGCCUGCCCGCCCCUGCGCGUAGCCCUGGCAGUUGACGCUGCCUUCCGUGAGGGCAACGCCGCCCGCCUGUUCCGGCUGCUGCGGACCCUGUCCUACCUUCAGAGCUGCGCCGUGCAGGGCCACGUAGGCCGUGCCCGCCGCGAAGCCCUGGCUCGCCUCGCUCGUGCCCUGAGCACCCCCAAGGGGCAGACCUUGCCUCUGGGCUUCAUGGUCCACCUGCUGGCCCUGGAUGGAGCCCACGAAGCCCGGGACCUGUGCCAGGCCCAUGGGCUGCCCUUGGAUGGAGAAGAAAGAGUUGUGUUUCUGAGGGGUCGCUAUGCUGAGGAAGGGCCACCCCCCGCCGGUACCUGCACCGUGUUGUUGGGAAACAAACUAAGAGGACGCACCCUGGAGGAGGUGGUCAUGGCAGAGGAGGAAGAUGAGGGUGUGCACAGACCCGGGGCCCCAGCAUGAGGGGGUGCAGUCUUCCCUUAGGUUUCUAUUUCCUGAU